Molecule: messenger RNA, 1470 nt
Organism: Sinocyclocheilus anshuiensis
Lineage: Eukaryota; Metazoa; Chordata; Actinopteri; Cypriniformes; Cyprinidae
Product: ribonuclease inhibitor-like
Exons: 8
Coding region: 190-1119 (309 amino acids)
Molecular function (GO): protein binding
Source: RefSeq, a predicted model, not a curated record
CUGUGGAAUUGCAGUAUUACAGAGAAACAGUGUCUCAUCCUGACUUCAGCUCUGAAAUCAAACCCAUCACACCUGAGAGAGCUGGACCUGAGUGGGAAUAAAAUAGAAAACACAGGAGUGAAUCACUUAUGUGACGUACUGAAGGAUUCACACUGUAAUCUGGAGAGAUUGAGGUUAAGCUGCUGUUAUAUGACAGAUGAAGGUUGUUCUGUUGUGACUUCUCUAAAAAAAGCUCUAAAAUCAAACCCAUCACACCUGAGAGAGCUGAACCUGAGCGGGAAUAAACUAGGAGACUCUGGAGUGAAAAACCUCAGCGAUCUACUGAUGAACCCACAAUUCAAGCUGGAGAAACUACAUCUGUGUGAAUGCAGUAUUACAGAGAAACAGUGUCUCAUCCUGACUUCAGCUCUGAAAUCAAACCCAUCACACCUGAGAGAACUGAACCUGAGCUGGAAUCAAAUAAAGAACACAGGAGUGAAUCACUUAUGUGACGUACUGAAGGAUUCACACUGUAAUCUGGAGAGAUUGAGGUUAAAAGGCUGUGAUAUGACAGAUGAAGGUUGUUCUGCUGUGACUUCGGCUCUGAAAUCAAACCCAUCACACCUGAGAGAGCUGGACCUGAGAAUGAAUGAACUAGGAGAUGCUGGAGUGAAAAACCUCAGUGAUCUACUGAUGAACCCACAAUGCAAGCUGGAAAUACUAGAUUUGUGUGGAUGCAGUAUUACACAUGAACAGUGUCUCAUCCUGACUUCAGCUCUGAAAUCAAACCCAUCACACCUGAGAGAACUGGACCUGAGUGAGAAUCAAAUAAAAAACACAGGAAUGAGUCACUUAUGUGACGUACUGAAGGAUUCACACUGUAAACUGGAGAGACUGAGUCUAAAUUUCUGUGGCAUUACAGACGUUUCUGCUUUAACUCAGGCUUUGACAAACACAAAAGCACUGCAGUUUCUAAAAGAGCUUGAUCUGAGAAACAAUAUGAUUGGAGACUCAAAGCAGCAGCUCAUUGAUGUGCUACGAGACUCAAACUGUAAACUGAGACUAGACCGUGAACAGCCUUUGUUUAGAGCUGCUACAAAGCACACUGGUAUGCAGUUUACAUCCUGGUCUAAAUCUUAGAAACCUGUGAAAUGAAAAGGAGCUUCAUUAUCAGGUGGAGCAGUGAAGGGAAUAGAGUCAAUGGUCAGAACAGAGAGGAUUCUGGGUCUUCAGUAUAAAGCCUACAAUCAUAAUGCUUUUGGGAUUAAUGCUAAUCAUAAUUCUAAUUAUCAAAUUCAGCAGUCAGAUAUAUUUUUUACAUUUACAUAUUUUUAAUAUUUGGUAUAUAAUGUAUCAAAAUCAUGUAAGCUACAUUUUCUAAUGUGAGACAAAAGAUGUGUUUGCUGUAAACAGAGACAUUAUAUGAUUUUAUCUCAGGUCAGUUGUACUUGAUAUUGUUUUAUGAGCUUUAAUACAAGUUUGAACUAAAGA